AUGCCGUCCUCCACGCAAGCACGAAAGUUUAAAAUUGCCCUUGUGGAUAAGGAUGAGUUCGACAUUCAAAUGGCAUCUCUUGCUAGAGAGGUGCUGGGAUUUAUCCAAAAGAACAGACCUGGGAUCGGAUUCGAUAUUGCCGACUAUCUUGGAGAGGAAUAUCAAGUCGCCUUAGAGGUGUGUCAGCAAUCUGAUGCAGUGAUUCUGUGCGGAGACAGAUAUUCUCCAAUCGAUCAAGAUCUGGGCAAGAAAGUCAGCACCUUGGCCAAUGUUCAGCCUGUAUUCUUUCCAAGCACUGGGCUCAUCCCAGAAAGGCUAUCAAACAGAAACGCUGUCCAAGGUGUUGAUAUAAAUUUUGUUAGCGAUGCCAUGCAUGGAAGCGUUGAGAAUGAGGCAACUCGUGAAAACAUUGAAAGUCUGGCGGUUUGGGUGGGAGUCUAUGCUAUGCGUUCUCACCCGCCGAAGCCUGUCCACUGUGUUUUGUCAGCAGUGCCAAGUUGGAGCUCUGUUGUUGCUGAAGUAUUCGAAAAGCAAUUUCCGAGUGUCGAAAUUCGGUAUUUGACUAUUGAGCAAGCAACGAAUAUUUUGGGUUCAGAGCCGACCAAGAUGAAUGGUAUAAUUCUCGCAGACGGAGAGAGCGGUGCUCUCCUAUCUGGUAAGACAUGCACCAGCCUCGGGCUACAGGGUCUGCUACUCUCGGCCGAGGUCUCAUCUUCAACCAAGGGUGGCACGCAGCUUGCGGUUUUCAAACCAGGAUUCUUGAGUGAGCAAGGCAGAAAAGUGGAUCCGAUUUGCAUCUUGUCUGCGAUAAGCCUGAUGCUCGACUUGUCCUUCGAUCUUGGUGCAGAGGCCUUAGCUGUCACCAGGGCAAUUCGCCGAACGAUGGAUCCGAUUGAACUCGUCGGUUCCAACAUCCGAACCUCCUGUGCCGGCGGCGAAGCCACACCGCAACAGUUCAUGGCCAAAUUUAUGGAGCACCUGGAUUCUUACCUUGAAGCCGCUGGUUCCGAAGCAGAGGCCCGGGUUGUUCCCAGGGAACUGAACUUGAGUUAUACACGCCAACGGCGUCCAAUGGGCGUGAUUGAGAAAAUCAUGACUCACGCUGCGGUGGGGUUGAGCAAGCCAGAAGUUCAAACAGGGGAGAUAAUAUGCGUGAAAGUGGACUGGACUUUGACGUCAGAGAUCCUCUGGGCGGGAAUGGAUAAAACAUAUGAUCAAAUGGGCAGACCUCGUCUCCAUCGCAAUGAUCGUAUGUGGCUGGCAAUUGACCACACUGUCGAUCCACGAACUAAUCAUCAACCACGACAACGAGGUCUUAUUGAGAAAGCAGAAAGCUUUCAACGUGAAUCAAAGCUUGUUAACUUUCUUCCGGCGAAUACGAGUAUCCUGCAUACGGACUUCACUCGCGACCGAGCACUGCCAGGACAGAUCAUUGUGGGAUGUGACUCUCAUUCCUGCUCUGCAGGCUGUGUCGGAGGCCUAGCCGUUGGACUUGGAGCUGCGGAUGUUGUGAUGCCAAUGGUGACCGGAGAGACUUGGUUUCGCGUGCCCGAGAUUUGCCGAAUCAACUUUGUUGGACAACUGCCAUUUGGAGUUGGAGGAAAGGAUGUCAUUCUUCAUAUCCUCGGCCUCUUCAAGCGGAAUACAAUCGCCUUCCAGCGAGCGGUCGAAUAUGGUGGACCGGGGCUAAAGGAAUUGUCCAUGGAUGCCAGAUUCGCCAUUGCAAACAUGACAACUGAAUUUGGCGGCAUGGGCGCGUGUUUUGAAGCUGAUGAGAGCACCGCAGAGUGGAUUUCUCGCAGACCACAUUCUGAGCACCAGGGAGGUCUUUACUUCAGAGCCGAUCCUGGUGCACAGUAUGCCGAAGUCCGAACCGUCAAUCUUGCCGAUGUUGAGCUCACCAUUGCUCUCUAUCCCGAGCCGGAUAAUGUUGUACCCGUCACAGAAAAGGUCGGCACAAAGUUGGAUGGGUGCUUCAUCGGAGCCUGCACCACCACAGAAGAAGAUCUCAUUGUGGGAGCAUUGGUGCUAGAUGCUGGACUGCGCGCGGGCAUGAUUCCUUGCGAAGGACGGAGAAGAGUCACUCCUGGAAGCCUGAGCAUUAUCAAGCACCUCGAGCGGCACGGCAUUUUAGACAUCUACCGACAAGCGGGAUUCGAGAUUGGAGCACCCGGUUGCUCGUACUGCGUUGGAAUUAACGAUGUUGAUGUUGCCGGUGAAGGUGAAGUCUGGCUUUCCUCGCAGAACCGCAAUUUCCGCAAUCGAAUGGGCAAAGGAGCCAUCGGUAGCAUCACCUGUGCAGCGGUCGUUGCGGCCUCCAGCUUUGAAAUGGUUGUCACCGACGCACGGUCACUGCUGGCUCAAAUCGACAGGGGAAGGUUAAGCAGGAUUUUGGGGAGCGAGAAGGCGCCGUUGACAAUUUCACCAGAGAUCAUCGAGCCCAAUCCCUUUAUUGCAUCGAAUGUUACUGCGAUCGCAGGCAACGGAACGUCUUCCUCUGAGAUUGGGGUUUCCACAGAGAAAUCUGUAAAGAUCUCCACUGAUGCGAUCCUGCGGUCAAAGGUUCAACGAUUUGGGGAAAACGUUGAUACCGACGCUAUUAUCCCUGCUGAGUUCGUCCCGGGUGUUGAUAAUGCCGAACUGGGUAGUCACUGCUUCGAGUACGACCGCCCCGUUUUUAGAAAAAAGGCAAAGGAUGGAUCUAGGAUCAUUGUUGCCGAUCGUGGAUUUGGAAGUGGCUCAUCCCGGGAGGAUGCAGUGAGAGCAUUGCAAGGGGCAGGCAUUGAAGCAGUCAUUGCGCCUACAUUUGCCUUCAUCUAUGACCGUAACCAGCUGAACAUGGGCCUGUUCAACAUCACCUUACCGGAUCCCAAAUUCUACGCGCUUGCAAAUGAGGACUCUGUCGUGAUUAUCGAUCGACAAUCGCGUACUGUCCAGGUUGAGGGUACGGAUCACGUAUUCCAUUACCAGCAGUCGGAAAUGGAGAAGACCCUCCUCGAUGCCGGAGGUGUGCUUCCGCUGUAUAAGCGAUUUGGCCGCUCAGUGUUCCGGGAGAUCUCAAACACGAAAACAACACGAAAUAAGGGUGCAAAGGCUUCGAACGGGAAUCUUGACUGGUGA
Penicillium verhagenii is the source of this 3120-nucleotide messenger RNA. RefSeq lists its product as uncharacterized. The record is from RefSeq and is a predicted model, not a curated record. The transcript has 4 exons. NCBI's taxonomy places the organism in Eukaryota, Fungi, Ascomycota, Eurotiomycetes, Eurotiales, Aspergillaceae. Gene Ontology annotation, molecular function: hydro-lyase activity. Bases 1 to 3120 code for a protein of 1039 amino acids.